Messenger RNA from Chanos chanos (milkfish), 1458 nucleotides. It is a transcript of the gene susd4, whose product is annotated as sushi domain containing 4. The record is from RefSeq and is a predicted model, not a curated record. Gene Ontology annotation, biological process: negative regulation of complement activation, classical pathway; negative regulation of complement activation, alternative pathway. The coding region runs from base 1 to 1458 and encodes 485 amino acids. NCBI's taxonomy places the organism in Eukaryota, Metazoa, Chordata, Actinopteri, Gonorynchiformes, Chanidae. The transcript is spliced from 8 exons.
AUGUCUCAGCAUGCUGACAGACAAGGUGAGACCAGUCCGCGCGGGAGCAACACAUUCUGUUCCCUUUUUUGUCUGAUGUUGGUUAUCCUCCUUCACAAAAUAGUCACCGCCUCCCCAGACCCCACAGCUGUUGAACAGUUUUGCAGGGAUCCAGGUGUCCCAGAACAUGGAAGACGAACACCAGUUUCUGGAACAUUCUUUGAGAAAGCAGUGGCUAGGUUCUCUUGCCUAGAAGGUUACCGUCUAAAGGGACCAGCAAAGACUGUAUGUACACGCUUUAAAAAUGGAUCUUUAGACUGGAUGCCCAGCCUCAGAACAGUGUGCCUUCCAGAAGAUUGUCUGCCUCCAUACAUUGAGGAUGCUGACAUCUCCAACAAGACUUACAGACCAGGAGAUAGUCUGAUCAUUAGCUGCCACGAAGGAUUUCAGAUACGAUAUCCUGACAUGGACAACAUGCAGUCAGUAUGUCAGGACGAUGGGACAUGGGACAAUCAGCCCAUUUGUCAAGGCUGUUUGCGACCUUUGAUUCCUCCUCACAGUUACAUGAACAUCUCGGAAACAGAGUUCUCUGUCCCAGUAGGAACAGUGGUCUUGUACCAGUGUUUCCCUGGUUACAAACUGGAGGGAGCAGCAUUACUGGAGUGCAUGUAUAACCUCAUCUGGUCUCACGUGCCACCCCGGUGCCUUGAUGUUGAAGUUUGUCCCUUUCCCCCUAUGGUGGAACAUGGAGAUUAUAUAUGCCAUCCACAGCCCUGUGACCGCUAUAUCCAUGGGACGGUGGUGGAAUACUAUUGUGAUCCUGGCUAUGCUCUUGCAGAUGAUUACAAAUACAUCACCUGCCAGUACGGGCAGUGGUUUCCCCAAAUCCAGAUUUACUGUAUCAGAGAAGAGACUAUUUGGCCUGGGUCUGAGGACUCUGUGAUGAACACAUGGAAAGCAAUGACAUGUACAGCAUCCAGUGUACUGGUCGCCCUGCUCCUACUCAUUAUGGUCAAAGUGUUCCACUCCAAAUGCAGGACUGGCUGGUCCUCUAGUGAACAACAGGAGGAUUCCCGGGGCCCAAACUUCCUUGUAGUGGAUGGUAUUCCCGUGCCUCUUCCCACCUACGAGGAGGCAGUCAACAGUCCGAACUACCAGGUUCCCAAUAUGCUUCCCUCUGAGAGUCCAGGGAACACACAGCACCUUGACAGCCAAGAGCCGCCUUCAUACCCAGGUCACCCAGAAAGUCAGAACAGUGCACCUCUAGACACUGGAGAAGGUGAAACCUGUGAGAGUAUCUCUGAGUUGUCUGAAUGCAUCCAGAGCACACAACCAUCUUCCCUGAAUACAAGUGGGCCAAACAACGUGUCUGAACGGACUAACGUGAUCACCUCCAUUGAGGAGACAGCCUCCACAAGCCCAAGCAUAGAUAUAGCAGACGAAAUUCGUCUGGUAGAAGACGGAGCUGAAGAGGAUUGA